UUACCGAAGUGGUUCUCGAGUGUAUCAUAUUUCGCCACUUUCAUCGCCUAUUCAAACAGCGUAUUCAACCCAAUAAUAUACGGCGGCUUUAAUAAAAAUUUUCGUCAAGCCUUGUGCUCGAUAUUCCGGUGCGAGAAUAAACUCAAUCUCAUUAUACAUCGUAAACCGGAUAAUACUCUGAACGCCAGUAACAAAUCGCCGAAGAAGUCGUCGGUGUUUACGGCCACGACGUGGUCACCCAAUACUAACCGCCGCAACAAAAAUAUACUCAACAACACGUUUAAGACGGAUGUGAUUGAACUCAAUAACAUGGAUAGUGUUGUCAAUUGUUAG
Messenger RNA from Medioppia subpectinata, 333 nucleotides. The record is from the annotation of a GenBank genome assembly. NCBI's taxonomy places the organism in Eukaryota, Metazoa, Arthropoda, Arachnida, Sarcoptiformes, Oppiidae.